UAACAUUGCGAUAAGGGGUAAUAUUGAAUCAUCGUGGAUAUCAGGAACAGCUCCAACACCGGAAGUCAGGCUUAGAAUUACGAAUAAAGAUGGUAAAGACAUCACUUCCGCAAAGAUGGGAGACGAGCUUCAAUUAGUUGCUGAGAUGUUGGAUAAAAGUUUAUUCGGAAUAUUUAUCACAGAUCUUGUAGCAUAUAGUAGUACAGAGACAAGCCACAUAACCUUAUUGGACAGGAAAGGAUGCAUCACAGAACCAACAGUUUUAUCCAAGGAGCCAAACAUCUCCAGUUCUAAAGAGGUUCGCAACAAAUUUGAAGCUUUCAAAUUCCCGAAAGAUCCUAUUGUUAAAUUUCGUGCUACCGUUCGUUUCUGUUUGGAUCAGUGUGAGCCGGCCGACUGUUUAUCAGGCGAUAGACUUGGAUACGGAAGAAGGAAGAGACAAGCCGAUUCAGCAGACGAGAUACCAACAGACGUACCACUUCAAACGGUUCUUAUAAUUAGUGAUCACGAGCAAACACAAGAGGACGUGGAAGUUGCAGCUGUCGUGGCUUCUCAAGAAGACUGUUUUACUAGAUUACAUCUCGUUCUAAUUGCUGUUGGUGCCGGUGCUCUCCAAUUGAUUACCAUCGCUGUCUGUGUUACCCACGUCUGCUGUCUGCGCAAGCGCCAUCUGAAGAAAUGCCUAAGAUCGUUGGAUAAUACAUCAUCCAACUCCAGCGUAACAGGAUCUUUCGUUUAUGACGUUUUCCAGAAAAAGAAUAAUGGUGGGCGAUAAAGCGAACACAGGCGAUCAAGUGGAACUUUAUACCAACCACAUCCUAAGGACUCUUUCAAUAAUAAUACUAGUUAUAAUUUUCCUAGACUAAUUUUCACGCCCACGCUAAACUAUAUAAGUAAACGCAGAAUUUUCGACUGGGUAAGGUGUAAAAUGGGAUAUUGUGCAGAUUAUAUUUAUAGGUUGGUGCCUUUUUCUCUGCUUUUUUUUACUCAGAUUGUACCCUAUGAAACACUUCAAGUUACUUAAAUGGCACUUAACUAACCCUUAACCUGCAGCAUGUAUCUUAAGAAACACUUCAAGUUACUUACAUGACACUUAACUAACCCUUAACCUGCAGCAUGUAUUUUAAGAAACAGUUCAACUUAUAUGACAUUUAACUAACCCUUAUCCUGCAGCAUGUAUCUUAAGAAAUAUUCAAGUUACUUACAUGACACUUAACUAACCCUUAACCUGCAGCACGUAUUUUAAGAAACAGUUCAACUUAUAUGACAUUUAACUAACCCUUAACCUGCAGCAUGUAUCUUAAGAAACACUUCGAUUUAUAUGAUAUGUGACUAACCCUUAACCUGCAGAGUGUAUCUUAAGAAAUACUUCGAAUUAUAUGACACGUGACUAACCCUUAACCUCCAGAGUAUAAUUUAAGAAACACUUCGAUUUAUAUGACACGUGACUAACCCUUAACCUGCAGAGUAUAGCUUAAGAAACACUUCAAUUUAUAUAACACAUGACUAACUCUUAACCUGCAGAGUGGAUCUUAAGAAACUCUUCAAGUUAUUCAUGCAUAACUAACCCUUAACCUCUAGGGUAUAUGUUAAGGAACACUUGAAGUUCAUUCCAAACUUAAAGCCUACACUCAUUCGUUAGUAAUAUUGAUUAAAGUGUUGCUUGUCGUUCUUAUUACACUGUUGCUAUUCAACUAAAUAGUGUCAAUUACUGACACCAGGGGAAUUUGUAUUUAUUCACAAUUAAACAAUAAUUUUCAAAUUAUCAUUUGCUAUGUGGAUGUUGAGAAAAUCAAAAGAAUAGAUUCUGUAUUUAUCUUGUAACAAGUUAGUUAGCCUAGAACAAAUUCAUAUUCUUUGGAAGGUUGUCCAUUUUGUUUAUUAUUGCAAUAAAAUCCAGUGUUAGAAUUUGCUAGUUUCUUACCUUACGAUGAUGUUACAUUGUUUGGAUGUUAGCUACCGUUUCCAGUAUUUUAUUAUAAUCACAUUGUUGGAAUUUGCUAGUUUCUUACCUUACGACGAUGUUACAUUGUUUGGAUGUUAGCUACCGUUUCCAGUGUUUUAUUAUAAUCACAUUGUUGGAAUUUGCUAGUUUCUUACCCUACGACGCUGUUACAUUGUUUGGAUGUUAGCGACCGUUUCCAGUAUUUUAUUAUAAUCACAUUGUUGGAAUUUGCUAGUUUCUUACCUUACGAUGAUGUUACAUUGUUUGGAUGUUAGCUACCGUUUCCAGUAUUUUAUUAUAACUAGAUUGUUGGAAUUUGCUAGUUUCUUACCCUACGACGAUGUUACAUUAUUUGGAUGUUAGCUACCGUUUCCAGUAUUUUAUUAUACAUCGUCCCUAUAUAUCCAGUUCUCCUUCAUUAAAAGUUACUUUUAAUAUUUCUAUAAACAUAACUAAGUAUCUAAGUGAUUAUGAUGACUGGAUCAAAAUAGAGCAAUUCAGUAAACUUUGAAAUAUUUACAACGGUUUAUGAGUAUUGUGGGCGGUAACAUGUAAGAGUCUACACGAGUCAUAGAUAGCUGGAUUAUAGAAUUCUAAUAUUUUACCGUUAGCUCAAAAAUGUUAGACUUCUGAGUCAUGCGGAAAGAAAAACGCAAUAAUUUUAUCAACUUUUUUUUUUGUUAAAACUUCAUAUUGAAGCAUUUUGUCUCAAAAUAUGAAGUUUGCUCAUUUGUAGAAACAUCUAAAACUAUGUAAGACCCACAAUAUUCAAACAAUUAAGAGAGGCAGGCGAUGUGUUGGAAACUGUUAAUCAUAAAUUAAAUGAGUGAUAAAUAUUAUGCAAUAAAGAACCAAAAGAAGAAAUUAUCGAAUAAAUAUGGCUUGAAAGUUAGAAUCAGAUGAUAGAGAAGAAGCAGAAAAAUUAGAUCUAUGGAGAUCUAGACUCAGAUGACAGGAAAAAUCAUAAAAAGGAACUAAAGAAUAAAUGAGGCUUAAGAAAGUAAAGUCUGAUGGUGGAAAAGAAAAGGAAGAAGGAUUGAAUGAAUUUCUAAAGAUGCUAAUUUAUGUGAAAACUAUAAUUAAAUUAAAAUUUAUGAGAUAAUAAAUAAGUAAUCUCACAAUAUAUGAAAAGUGUCUUAAAAACAUGAGUCCUAUAAUGGCCAGAAAUACUAAACUGUGAAGAACUUCAAGCUUACUAAACAGCAACUUAACAUAGAGAGCAAGUCAUAUGAUAAUAUAAAGCUUUGAGAAUUUUUUUAUCCUGCCUUGUAUUCAGCUAUAAAAACAUGUAAAAUGUAUGUUUAUAAUAUACCUCUUUGUCUUUAGUUU
Messenger RNA from Limulus polyphemus (Atlantic horseshoe crab), 3274 nucleotides. RefSeq lists its product as uncharacterized. Lineage: Eukaryota; Metazoa; Arthropoda; Merostomata; Xiphosura; Limulidae. The transcript has 7 exons. The coding region runs from base 116 to 775 and encodes 219 amino acids. The record is from RefSeq and is a predicted model, not a curated record.